AUUCCGGGCCCGGCGCACAAUCAGAUCGCAGUUAUUUAUUAGCGCGGCGGGUUGGACAUGCGGCUCAGUCUGAACCGCGGCACCGUCAGCAGCACGAAGGCCCGGAGCCUCACCCAUACAUACAUACUCUGUGGAUUAUUUCGGAUGAUACGGAAAUUUAAUAUUUACGGACCUUGACCUCCCGGAUUUGUCAAUGAACGUUUGAAUUGGUUCCUACUGAUCCUUGGAACAAUAUCUGUAAUUCGUCAACUUCAAUCACGAGUGAGAUGAGAACAGCCGAGGACUCGACCAGCACGGUCCUGCACCGCCUGAUCCAGGAGCAGCUGCGCUACGGGAAUCCCACGGACAACCGCACGCUGCUCGCCAUCCAGCAGCAGGCACUGCGCGGGGCGGGAGUGCCCCGCUCCUCGCUGGAGAGGCCUCUCCCUGGAGAGAGCCCACAGUUCCUCCAGCUGUCCGUGCGACAGGAGCCACAGGGGCAGGAGCACCAGGGCGACUGCCAUCACUCGGAGAGUGGCUGCCAGCUGUACCAGCUCCACAGCGAGGAGCUACCCACCUACGAGGAGGCCAAGGCCCACUCGCAGUACCUGGCUUCCCAGCAGGGCCAGUUAGGCCUCCAGCAAGGUGUCAUGCCGCUGUCAGGCAGGAACCUGCAGGACGACGGUCUGCAGGAGCUGAAGAGGGGCCACGUUCGCUCCCUCAGCGAGCGUCUCCUCCAGCUCUCCCUGGAGCGGAACGGCAGCCGGGCUAACAUGGCCAUGAGCUCCUCUCAUAGCUAUCCCCAGCUGCCCGGACACCACCUCCCCCACCCCAGCCACGCUCCUCACCAGCCUGGCCCACCCCCCGAGUACCCACACAGUCUCUGGGAUAUGCACUCGCCUUUCCCCGGGAGCGAGGGACACUACUGCCCGGACUCACACCCGCUGAGCUCCCAGCACUACAGGUACAUGCAGGUGCAGCAGGCCGGCCCCAGUGUGGGCAUGGCAGUCAUGGAGGCCCCCACCAUCGUCCGCGGGUCUCCAAAUGGCGACCACAUCGCCCAGAUGGAGGCGCUGGCCGAGAACGAGCGGCUGAGGGGGGAACUGGAAGGCUACAACGAGAAGGCCUCCAGGAUUCAGAAGCUGGAGCUGGAGAUCCAGAGGAUAUCUGAGGCAUAUGAAGCGCUCAUGAUGGGCUGCUCAAAGCGGGAGUCGCUCGAGAAGACCAUGCGGAACAAGCUGGAGGCCGAGGUCGAGAGGCUGCAUGACUUCAACCGAGACCUGCGAGACCGUCUGGAAACGGCGAGCAGACAAGCGUCGAAGGAAGUUGAAUCUGCCGAUCAAAAUCAGCACGCCAUGGCCAAACUCUUAGAGCAAAAUGAGGAGCAGCGCAGGGGAGGCGCGAGAGGCUGGAGCGGGGAGGUGCAUCGCUUGCGGGGCUCCGAAGAGGAGCAGCGACGGCUGGCCGAGGCCUGGAGCAGGCGCUGGGCUCGGCACAGGCCCCGUGGACGGCGACUGGAGGAGGAGCUGCGGCGCAAGUGUGCCUAUGUGGAGAAGGUAGAGCGGCUGCAGCAUGCGCUGGCGCAGCUGCAGGCCGCCUGCGAGAAGCGCGAGACGCUGGAGCAAACCUGCGCACAGCGACUGGAGCAGGAGUUGAAGGCGCUCCCGCGGGCAGCAGGUGAGUGGCCGUCUGGCAGAGAGGGCUUUCCCAUGCCAUUGCAGCGGCAGUCCCAGGGACAAGCUGGCAGUACGGCGUCAGAGCUCAGCACCUCCUACCUGGAGGAGCGGCUGCGUGAGAAGGAGGAGCGGAUCCUGGCGCUGGAGGCCGACAUGACCAAGUGGGAGCAGAAGUACCUAGAUGAGAGCACUAUGCGACAGUUCGCCAUGGACGCCGCAGCCACUGCGGCUGCGCAGAGGGAUACGACCAUCAUCAACCACUCUCCCCGCCACUCGCCUAAUAGCAGCUUCAACGAGGACCUGCCAGCGGCCAAUCACCGCAUCAGGGAAAUGGAGAAACCGGUACGCCGAGCAAUUGGCCGCUCCCCGCCUGUGGGUCAGCCUUCCGAGCGCCGGGCAUUGUGGGAAGGCCUCCUGUUAACCCCGCUUUCUCCCUCCCGUCGCAGAAUCCGCGCUCUAUACGCGCACAUCCUGGAGAAGGACGCCGUCAUCAACGUGCUCCAGCAGCGAUCGCGCCGUGACCCGGGCAUGCGGCCCGCGCGCUCGGUGCCCUCCAUCGCCGGUCUUGUCCCGUCCGCCGCCAGCGACGGCCCAGGGAAAGGGAAGAGCCUCUCGGAUGACCAGACAGCUGCCACGUCUUCCUGUCUGGCCGCCCUGCCCCGCCCCGCCAGCCGCGACUGCGCCACUCAGGCUGACGAUCUCCCACCCGAGUCUCCGGUUACAGACGAGCCACCCACCCCCACAGAGUCCGGUGCUGCCCUCAGAGCCGAAACCUCGGAACCUGAGCCGGCACCUGGCACGGCGUUCCUGAAUCCCAGCAUCUUGGGGCGGGGAGCAGUGGAGAUUUUUAUAUGAAAAAUUCUGACCAUGACACUCCUGGAAAGACGCCCCCCCCCCACCCAAACUCCUCCACCCAAUCUGACUCUAUGCAACGGAAAGACGAUUCUGCCUGGACAGAUGGCUUUCGAGACGGAAUGGAUGGGGCAUGACAUGCUCUCACCUCGCUGAGAGAGGAACGUGCAUCGGUGCAGCACGACCCGGAAUGGCGGACUACAGACUGGCACGCAGACUGGCACGCAGACUGGCACGCAGGAGCGAGAAGAGAGCUGGCCUCUCUUUGAGCAUCACCCUGCCGUGACAGAAGGACUGAUGCUGCCGGUGCCGUUUUUAAUAAAGACCUGCCGUGUGCAAGAGA
Brienomyrus brachyistius is the source of this 2850-nucleotide messenger RNA. RefSeq names its product angiomotin-like 2a. The record is from RefSeq and is a predicted model, not a curated record. Gene Ontology annotation, cellular component: bicellular tight junction; plasma membrane; cytoplasmic vesicle. Gene Ontology annotation, biological process: establishment of cell polarity involved in ameboidal cell migration; actin cytoskeleton organization; regulation of cell migration. Lineage: Eukaryota; Metazoa; Chordata; Actinopteri; Osteoglossiformes; Mormyridae.